AUGCUUAACUUGGCUGCUUCAAAAGGAAUCUUUGAUUUUCACCUAAAAUGCAAGAAGAUCGGGUUUUCACAUCUUUCAUUUACUGAUGACUUGUUGAUUUUCUACAAAGAAAAUUUUGAUUUGGUUGCAGAUGUUUUAACUAUUCUUGAUCAAUUCUAUGAAUUUUCAGGGCUUAAGCUUAAUUCUUCCAAAUGUGAGUUUUUCACGACGGGUAUCUCUUCUAGGGACUUGGAGGAUAUUAAAUUUCUUUCAGGGUUCAAAUCUGGUUCUCUUCCGGUUAGGUACCUCGGUAUUCCUUUAAUUACUCGCAAACUCACAAUGAAGGAUUGUGAUCCUCUACUUGAGAAAAUAAAACUGCGAUUGCAUCACUGGCAACUUGUCCUUCUAGCCUCUAUUUUAAAAGCAGUCGAUCAACUAUGCGCAAGGUUCUUCUGGAAAGGUGAAGAUAAAACUGUAGUAGGAGCUCGGGCAGAUUCUGGCAUUUCGAGGCUGCAACAAACAUUAGUUGGGGCCUCAAAAGAAUCUUAA
Molecule: messenger RNA, 528 nt
Organism: Hibiscus syriacus
Lineage: Eukaryota; Viridiplantae; Streptophyta; Magnoliopsida; Malvales; Malvaceae
Exons: 3
Coding region: 1-528 (175 amino acids)
Source: RefSeq, a predicted model, not a curated record